CAGAUGCGGUAAUAUGCAUCAAUAUACUACAGAACAUAGAUAAAUAUGGAAAAGUCUGUCAGAAGAACAAUUGUUACUUUGUGAAUAGAUUUCGAAGACUUUUACGUCGAUCUCGAAUAGAAUGGAAGUAUGUGAAAUACUCAUUAUUGAUUUUUUCAAGCAAUUACAUUUUUUUCCGAAGAAAAGAUGAACAAGCAGUUUUAUAAAAAAAUUUGUUUAAAGAUUGCACAUGAUAUAAAUGUAAUAAAAUAUUAACGCUUGACCAAAGAAUUUUGUUUAUUUGUAUAUAUACCUUAUUUGUCAUAAACGUUAUAUUUGCGCAAUUGUACAAUAUUUAACGCUUAUGAAGAAAACGUUCAUCUAAUCAAAAUUGUAAAUUAAGAUGGUCGAAGGAAUUCCAUUGAGAAUUGCUUCCCUGGAGCUUAAUGUCCCUGCAAUAAUAGCUUUUGGCAAUCCCCUGUUGGAUGUUUACGUAUUUCUGAAAAAUAAGGAUUUCUUGAAAAAAUAUGAUCUUACAGAGGAUGGAGAAUUGGAACUUUCUGUUGAGAAAAUCCAGGAGAUAUUAGCAGAGUUGCCACAAGAUUUAGAAAAAAAAAUUAGUGCCGGAGGGUCAGCACAAAAUUCAAUGCGAAUUUUGCAAUGGCUUUUCGACGAUACCUUCAAGAAUCAAUACAGCAUCUAUUGCGGUGGUCUUGGAAAUGAUCCUAGGGGAGCAAUGUUGAAAAACUUAGUUCGAUCAGCAGGUGUGGAUGCCAGAUAUGCAGUUCAUCCAAACCUACCUACUGGACAUUGCAUAGCAUUAAUAAACGAAUCGUCGCGUAGUCUUGUUGCAAAUAUAGGUGCUGCUGGUGUAUAUACCUUAGACGAUUUUAAGAAAACCAAUUUGUCAUUAGACACAAUAAAAAUAAUUUACAUAGAAGGAUUUUUCAUAACGCACAGUUUUCCUGUAGCAAAGGAACUCGUUAGACUAGCUGAAGAAAAAAAAAUAAUUAUAGCCUUUAACCUUAAUGGGCUUUAUAUAUUCAAUGAUCAUCAUGCAGCAAUUUGUGAAAUGGUCGGACAUGCAAAUAUUGUAUUUGGCAAUGCAAGAGAAAUGGAGGCAUUGGCUCAAUCGUUAAACAUUAAAUAUGACGAUGUAACCGAUAUACCAUUCUUACUAAAUAGUUUGAAAAGAAUUGCAGUUAAUGCUUCUAGUUCAAACUCCAAAAAUUGGUUGCAUAAUGGUGGAAUAUUUGUUAUGACUCAAGGAGGAUCAGCUCCAGCCAUUACUGUUUGGGGAAAGGGGCAAUCGGUUGAGGUGCAUCCAAUUAAACCAAAAGCUCCCGUUAUAGAUACAACAGGUGCCGGAGAUUCUUUGGUAGCUGGUUUUUUGGCAGGUAUUUUAGUUCAAUGGAAACCACAACAUUGCUUAGAGUAUGGUUGUAAAGUAGCAUCAUUUAUGGUAACGAGACUUGGGGUUACACUACCAGACGAAGUACCAGCGGAUUUAGUAGAGUACAAUACUAUAUUUGCUUGAUGCAAAAUUCUAUGAGUAAUUUUUAUUCAGAAUUUUAUUAGAAGAAAGUUGUGAUAAUAGAAGUAUAAAAUUUCGUGUCUAUUUACGUGUAUCUAUAUUAUAAACAUAUAGACUCAAUAUUUAUGUAGUAAAUCAGAAAGUACAAAAUUACGAAAUAUUUUAACAAAGUUCAAAUCAAACUUACAAACAAACGAUAACUUUGUUUUAAUGUGUAUAUAAAUGUGAUUUUAUCUAUAUAUAGACAGAUUGGUAUUUAAUGUAAGACAGACAAUGUAUCGUAAAUAUCGU
This is a messenger RNA of Hylaeus anthracinus, 1804 nucleotides long. Its product is annotated as adenosine kinase-like. The coding region runs from base 383 to 1516 and encodes 377 amino acids. The record is from RefSeq and is a predicted model, not a curated record. Gene Ontology annotation, molecular function: adenosine kinase activity. Gene Ontology annotation, cellular component: cytosol; nucleus. The transcript has 6 exons. Lineage: Eukaryota; Metazoa; Arthropoda; Insecta; Hymenoptera; Colletidae. Gene Ontology annotation, biological process: purine ribonucleoside salvage.